CUUGCUUCUCCAAAAGGUCGUCCCUGGCUCCCCCGCUUCGUUGUGACCACUAAUCCCCACUCGCCAAUUUCUAUCCAAUAUUAGGCAAUCAUUCUGCCAGGGCUGUUGUUGCCAUGGGUGCCGAGCCCGAGAUUCCAAAUGUGACAAGGGUCACAAUUUCAGGGGUAGACGGUCCUGCGGUUCAAGUCCAGUCUCAAGUCCUGGCAUCCAGUCGCAGACCUCAACGAGCCCCCAGCCUCAUGAAUUUUCAGCGGUGAGAGACGACUGUGAGAACGGUUGAAUCAAGUUCGCCGCUGGAGAUAGGGCUACCUACUUUGGCUUGUCGGACUGUUGUUUGGGCUGGUCCUAGGCAUGACAGGUUUCGAGAACCAAUCCCCUCUCCAAUCUCGCCGUGUUUCAUUACCCUAUCCUACCGUUCACUUAUACAUCCCAAGAUCGAGUCUUAAAGUGUGGUGACAGCGACUUCCAGACGUGCCACGGCAGCAAUUCAAGAAGCAGAUACAUAUGUCUGUGUUAGCUGUCAAUCACCGUGCAGAUUUGCGCUCCUGAAAGGGGGAACUCAGCUCCCAACAAUUGUGCCCUACCUUCCCUAGACGCGUCAAGCCGCUCCUGUUGGUCGGAGAGGGUCCGAUCCUCCUCCACUUCCAGUAACCUAAACGACCCGGACCUGCGUGGAAGCAAUCCUACCUUUUUCUCGAACCAUCAAAUCCUUUGCCAGCAACCGGGUUGAAGAAGACCAAACGCAACCAACGCUUUCGUAUUCAUAAUUUGACAUCAAAGGGAAGUGCAAUACUGUCCGCUCAAGAAAAGUCGUUCCACAUAUACAUACAUCUAAGCAAACCCAACCCAAACCGCCAACAUGGGUCUCCUCGGGGAGGGUUUCAUGUUCUCCAGUCGUUCAUCAAAGUCGAAAAGGCCAAAGCCUUCGCAUCGGUCCUCAUCCUCCAGGCAAAGUAAGGAACCAAUCGAACCCAAGGAACGAGACCGGGAGCUCAAGACACGAGAGAGAGAACGAGAACGGGAAUCCAGGGAACGAGAGCGGGAACUAGAACGUCAACAAGAACGGGAGAGGGAUCGUGAACGGGAGCGGGAGCGGCCACCACCACCACCACCAAAGGCCCCCUUUCCUCCUCCAGAUGCCAGUGACAGCAGCGGGAAAAGACGCAGGCAGGAAAUGUACAGCAGGGAGAGUUAUAGAGCGGAUGAAAGGGCAGCAGUAUCGAGAGGAGGACCUGACGGGAGGGAAGGAGCAGAAGGAGGAGCAGGAGGCCUAGUCGGCUUCUUAGCCUCUCUCCUCCUCGGCGACGACGACGACCUUGACGGUAUGGGCUACGGAAGCGACUCCGACUCUGACAACCCGCGGCGCUCACUUCCCAAGACUCCCAAGUCCCGUGGCGGGCAUGGGCAUGUCGAUUCAGACAUGUACGGCGACGAUGCACCUCCACGCGACUACUUUUCCCUUUCUCGAAGGACCAGCAGCCGACUGAUUGACCCUCUCGGCGGCGGCGGCGGUGGUGGUACCCCGCGCAGCAGUCACGGUGGCAGACCGGAAAAGCCUCCCAAACGGCCAUCGUUCUUUAAAUCAUUUUCCUCAUCAGGCAGGCGAAGUUCUUUUUUUGCCAAAUUUCGCCGAUCAUCCUCCUCCUCCUCUUCCUUCUACAAACGCUCUCCCCGCCCUCGCCUCAUCAAAAAGCUCCUGAAGAAACUCAAGCGUCUCCUCCGCGACCUGGCCUACUACGCCCAGCGACACCCGAUGAAAGUCUUUAUGCUUGCCAUCAUGCCACUCAUCACCGGCGGCGCCCUGACGGGUUUACUCGCUAAACUGGGCAUCCGCCUCCCCAAGAUCGUGGACAGACUGCUGGCGCUAGCGGCCAAGUACUCUGCUGGCGACUCGCUGGGUGCCGUAGGGGAAGUGGCGAGGUUGGCGAGGGAUGGGAUUGGUCUUGGUGGUGGUUACGGCGGCGCCGGUGGUAGUAGUAGGAGUGGCGGUGGCGCGGGGACGGCAGCGGCAAUGAUGGGGGAUGCAUUAGCAAGAGGGUUUAACACGACGCAAGUUGAAAGAGGUCGCAGAGGAGAUGGGUCGGUGUGGGAGAAGAGGACGAUGGAGAGAGAUGGGGUGUUCAAUGGGUCUGGAGGACCGGGGUUGAGUUGGCAGGAAGGGUUGAGGAGUGUUUUAAAAAUGUUAUCGGAAUAGGAUGGAGGAAGGCUGACUGACAGACAAGGACAAGGGUGGACAUGUCUAAAUAUUUGGGUGCUUUUGGCGUUCCACGAGCCGGGCGGACACGAUUUCCGGGGGGAUAUGUUGUAUGUGAUACAUGAGGUACGAGACAUGGAUGGUUUGCGGCAUCUAUACCUACUUUCUUGCUUGGAACUUGGUUUGUGGUGGUCCUCGGCGGUUAUCAGCUGGUUACAGAGCAAUAUUGAGUCCUCUGCACCAUAUUACCGACAAAUCUGAUCGAAAAGAAGCAUCACAAAUUUUCACGAGCGAUGGAAGAAAUUGAUUUGAUGGGGAAAUAAAUAUUAAGAACCAUAAACUACCAUAUCUCUCAACGUAAUACACACACAAGACAUGUAGCCA
Neurospora crassa OR74A is the source of this 2578-nucleotide messenger RNA. RefSeq lists its product as hypothetical. Lineage: Eukaryota; Fungi; Ascomycota; Sordariomycetes; Sordariales; Sordariaceae. Bases 860 to 2194 code for a protein of 444 amino acids. The record is from RefSeq and is a predicted model, not a curated record. The transcript has 2 exons.